AUGUUCCGACCACUCUCCCAAGGAGGUAUGGGCUUACCUGACAUAAGAGGAUACUACCGAGCAGCGCACAUAGCCCCACUCCUCUCAGCAUUCCACCACAAGGAAGCGAUGGCCUGGGUAGAAAUUGAAACAAACUAUGCCAACGGACUUUCCCUUCCAACAAUGGCCUGGAUGCCGAAACACCAAAGACCAAGUAACAAAUCACUACUACCAACAACUCAACUAACUUUAACGAUAUGGGAUAACUAUCGCAAAAAGAUGGGCAUAUUGACGAAAAUAUCACCAGCCCUCCCACUAGAAGCUUUGGGAGUCAUCAUCACGGACUUCAACUACAAAAUAUGGAACAAACACGGCGUACGAACCCUAUCCCAACUCACGACAGACUCCCAUCUCAAACGUCUGCCAGACCUCCAACGAGAAUUCCACUUACCUGCAACAGCUGCCUUCCCCUACAGGCAACUGCAAGCCUGGUUCGCCCUACAGACAAGGAAAUUGGCGAUAACCUUCCUGGAGCCCCCCCUACUGGAAGUCGAAAAGAUAUGUCUAACAAUCAAACCAGCCAAGAAACUGAUCUCACUGAUCUAUACUUCAGAACACAAUCAACCCUCGAAAAAAACCCCAUCCUUUAAAACAGCAUGGGAGAAAGACAUCAAACACCCACUUACUGAAGACCAAUGGCAGAACAUUUACAAAGCACACAAACAAAUGACGCUUUGCAUGAACCAUGUGGAACUCUCCCGAAAAGUUCUCUACAGGUGGUACCUGGUGCCCACACGCCUCAAGCUCAGCUUCCCCAACACAUCAGACAUAUGCUGGAGAUGCCAGGCAGACAAGGGCACCAUGAUCCACAUCUGGUGGCACUGCCCGCAACUCACAACAUACUGGCUGGAAGUAAAGAAACUAGCAGCAAGAUGCACCAAAACGCACCUGCCACUCCUACCGGAAAUAUUUCUUCUACUACUACUCCCGAACAAACUGCGGAAAAGCCACAGAUACCUCCUCUACCACAUCAUCAUCUCAGCAUUAGCAACCAUAAGCAGGAAAUGGAAACAAACAACCCCACCGACAAUAGAACAAUGCAUCAAAGCGAUAGACGACUCCAAGCGCUACGAAAUGAUGGCACGGAAAGCGAGACCAAAAGCAGCAUACCACUCUACGGCAUGGGAAAUAUGGGACGAGAACAAGCUACAAUCCCGUAAAGGAGCUCAUACCCAACACACCACAUAAAAACACCAUAUGAGGACACUUACCCACUUCCUAACAACAUGCUCCACGAUGGCAGCACUUCCCUCUUCCUACCACAACCUCAACAAAAGAAUCAGAGGAAUCCACAUCCCGCUAAGUCACCCUGCCCCCCCCUCCCCACUCCCCCACUCCCCCACUCCCCACCCCCUCCCACCCCCCCCAAGGGAAUAAAUAAAAACACAGGCAUACCAGCUCACGACAUCCUCAUACACCGACCCACACUCUCAAGGAUAAACGAAAGGACCCAAGCAAACAGGUGA
Pelobates cultripes (western spadefoot toad) is the source of this 1505-nucleotide messenger RNA. NCBI's taxonomy places the organism in Eukaryota, Metazoa, Chordata, Amphibia, Anura, Pelobatidae. The record is from the annotation of a GenBank genome assembly.